This is a messenger RNA of Thamnophis elegans (Western terrestrial garter snake), 3546 nucleotides long. RefSeq names its product carbohydrate sulfotransferase 14 (gene CHST14). The coding region runs from base 783 to 1841 and encodes 352 amino acids. Gene Ontology annotation, molecular function: sulfotransferase activity. The transcript is spliced from 3 exons. The record is from RefSeq and is a predicted model, not a curated record. Gene Ontology annotation, biological process: dermatan sulfate proteoglycan metabolic process; carbohydrate biosynthetic process. NCBI's taxonomy places the organism in Eukaryota, Metazoa, Chordata, Lepidosauria, Squamata, Natricidae. Gene Ontology annotation, cellular component: membrane.
UCAGCGUUAUCGCCUCAACCAACCGUCUGUCCCACUCCCAUUUGCCCUUUGUGAAUGGUCUUCAUAGCCGCGCAAAAAGUAACCAGUCAUAAGCCUCUGCUGGAUCACGUGGGCAAUGAAAACCAAUCUUUGAGAAGAUAUUUUGGAAGGAAUCCUUUGAAGCCUCCGGAUGUGACAUCCUGUAGAAAAUAUGCGUCGACUUGAAUAGCCAGUUUUCCCGGUCUAUCUUACAGAAGAAAAAGAUACAAAGAGGCUGAUAGCUGAGGAGCUUUAAAAGCUCAAUUUGUGUGAGGAGGAGGCAGGAGCUAAAGGAAGUCUGCAAAUGCAGCAGCUACAAGAGAAAGAGGAGGGGUAAAUGAGGCUCCGUUUGCAGAAAUAGGUCCUCCCUACGAAGCCGUCACUGCCGGCAGCCGCCCUUCCUGGUAUUGCAAAAAAAAUAAGACCAUCCAAUCUUUUUCGACAGCUGCCCUGCAGGCGCAAAGAAAGAAGCCUAGAAUUUCCCAUUGUCUUUCUUUUGUCUCAUGGAAUAUGCCAGCUCAACAAUUUUGGGGCCCUACUGCUGCUCCAUGAAAGACAUCUGUUGAGCUGAACUGGGCCAGACUAAUUAAGGCAGUUGGCAACAGCCCUAUUAUUGAUAUAAAGCCGGGACCCUUUGUCUCCAAUCCAUCCAAAGCAACGUCAGUGGCAAUAGCAUAGUCAGCCUAAAAUUUCUGCUGCCACCAACUGAGAUUCCAGGUCAUGUUUCCACAGCCCCUAUUUCUUUAGUGACAAGAGCUAAAGAGAUGGUGUCUUCAGUGCAUCGGACGACCUUGUCUGUCAAGAAUCGUUCUCGUGGUACCAGUAACUCUAUGCUGCUGCCUUCCAUGUUGAUGUUUGGUGUAAUUGUGGCAUCUAGUGGCUUACUCCUUAUGAUUGAGAAAGGAAUUUUGGCUGAGAUGAAACCUCCACCCCUCCACCCCUCUGCUAAAGAAAUGUUUUGGAGAACUGGCAGUAGGAGAACAGCAGGAGAUAUGGAUUAUCAAGUGCUGCAGGACAUCCGAAAUAGGACCAUCCAUACCAUUUGCAGACAAAAAAACAUGCCUCACACCAUUUGGGAUCUAGCAGCAGGCCAGAGGAGGACAGUGCUCAAACAUAUCCUGGUUAGUGACAAACAUCGCUUUUUAUACUGUUAUGUUCCCAAAGUGGCUUGCUCCAACUGGAAACGAAUUUUGAAAGUUUUAGAUGGUGUGUUGGAGAAUGUAGAUGUUAAACUUAAGAUGGAUCAUAAAAAGGACUUAGUUUUUUUAAAUGACAUGAAACCAGAAGAGAUUCGUUAUCGAUUAAACCACUAUUUCAAAUUUGUGUUUGUCAGAGACCCAAUGGAAAGACUUUUGUCUGCUUAUAGGAAUAAAUUUGGUGAGAUUAAAGAAUAUCAGUUAAAAUAUGGUAUAGAAAUAGUCAAAAGGUAUAGGAAAAAUUCUGGAAAAAGCAUGGGUGAUGAUGUCACCUUUUCUGAAUUUCUCCAGUAUCUCAUAGAUGAAGAAACAGAAAAAAUGAAUGAACAUUGGAUGCCAAUUUACAACCUGUGUCAACCCUGUGCUAUAAAGUAUGAUUUCAUAGGAUCCUAUGGGAGACUUGAAGAAGAUGCCAAUUUUGUUCUUGAAAGAAUACAAGCACCAUCCUUUAUACAUUUCCCAGAACGGCAAGCAUGGUAUAAGCCUAUAAGUCCUGAAACUCUGCAUUAUUACAUGUGUAAUACUCCAAGAGAACUUAUAAAAGAGCUAUUGCCAAAAUAUAUUCUGGAUUUCUCUUUAUUUGCAUAUUCUCUUCCAAAUGUUACUAGUCAGUUUUGCCGACAAUGAAAGUUUCUUUUGUGAAGCAAACUGUAUCCUAUGCAAUUUUUCUAAUUUCAUGGUUUCCUUUUAAUACUUUUGAUAACAUUAGUUUACUAUACAUGCUAUCUUUUAAAAAAUAGCUUUACAUUUUAAUUACAAAAUAGCAACUAUAGGACAGUAAGUUUUAGGAAGUUUAUAAAACAACCAGGGAAACAUAAAGCAAUAUCAAAAACUAGGCUUGUACAGCGGAAUCAGAAAAACCUGCUCGGUGUGCACCAUUUCACUUUUCCUGAUACAAAUGUGAAGCAGCAGUUUCGCAUAAUAUUUCAUUGAAGUACAGUUACAUAGGAUAGCUAAUGUAGCUAUUAAGGCAGAUAGCAGCCCUAAUAUAUUUGAAAGCAAGUCACAUCCUGCUUGUUAGACAUAUUUCCGUAUAACAAGCAGAAGAUCAGGAUUUAAACUAAAUACAAUUUACAUAAUGGCUUAAAAUAUUUAUCAAAGCUUAUAUGACCACUGAAAUAUAGGAAAGGCCAUUAAUAAAGCCAGUUGAAAUUAUGAGCAAAAUUAGAUUAUCUAAAAUGCUUCACAAUGUUUUGAAGGGAAGGGUAGAAAGGGUGAAGGUAUGAAUUUGUAUAUGCAAUUCAAAUAAUGUGUAGGUAUAUGUACUUUACGUUCCCAUAAUGGACAUUGUAUUUUUCUUUCUUUGAUAGUUUUGUAGGCUAUCAUGAUUUUUUUAUUUCCUUAUUGAUUAUAAAGUUGUUUGUGCUUUUCUUUGUGAAGGAAAAUACAUUUUGUAAUCUUAUCUCAGGAUUUACUUCUUGUAAACUGCUACAAUUUUAACAGCCUGUUGUUCUGUUCAGAUCAUGUGUUAAAUUCUGAUUAUCUACCUGAAUCCUUGAUUGUUUAUGAUCAUUUCAUUCCCUAGAAAGAAUAAAGCAAUUUACCUUUGCACAUGACUUUGCAUGCUGGACAGUUAUGCGUAUCACUGAACUGCCUUUACCAUAGAAACAAGACUAUUGUACAAGAGUAGAGGAUACUGCACCAUACAGUAUUCAAUAUUUUGUGCAUAGGCUGGAAGACUUUUGCUUCAAGCAGGAAAAAAUCCAAGCUUAAAAAACUCGAUAGCUUUAAUUUUCAGAUGUUUCCUUUUCCAUUUUAAAAAAAAAGUGUAAUUAUUUACUUGGAAUUUUAUUUUGUCUUUUGCUAUUAAUUUUUGAAGUAAAAAAUUAAAAAAAACUACCAUUAUAAUUUGAAAGGAGAUUCAUCUAAUCUUUUAUCUUUGUUCAACUAGUUAUGUUUAGAUACUGUGGUUAGAAAUUAAAUAAGCUAUGUGUUGAAAUGUGUGUGGAAUAUGCCUACUUUACUGAACCAUUGGUGGUUGACAGCAUAAGCCCAUCCAUGUUUUAAAUCCUUGGAGAAAAAGACAUCACUUACUAUCCGUGCACAGCUGUGAAAACUGAAACAAUUUAAAGUGACAAAACAUGACACUGAUUUAAUCCUGCAUGAUUUGUAUGCUCCAGUUUCCUUUGAUUGUACAAUGUGAUCUCUCAAGGCUCCUGAAGUUGUCUAAAAAGUAGAGCCUGCUUUUAAAAAAUGAGGUGCCCCCUGAAAUUUUGAGGAAACUCGUUUGAAUUGUUUAGAAGAGCCAUUAAGAGCUGCAAGGUAUGCUUGCCACAUUUUCAAAAAGUUUUAUUGUAAUUUGAUAGUAAAAUAAAUUAUUUUAACUUCUACU